Nothobranchius furzeri (turquoise killifish) is the source of this 3491-nucleotide messenger RNA. RefSeq names its product kelch-like protein 11. Gene Ontology annotation, molecular function: protein binding. NCBI's taxonomy places the organism in Eukaryota, Metazoa, Chordata, Actinopteri, Cyprinodontiformes, Nothobranchiidae. The record is from RefSeq and is a predicted model, not a curated record.
UGUAUGUGUGGCUGCGUAUGUCGCCUCCUUUCCCUUGCUAGUUUACUUCAUCUCCCACCUCCGCUCACCUCCAGCGCGGGCAGCAGAAUGGCAGCGGCGGCCCCCAACCCGGAGGACAACACCAGGAGCGGCGGCGGCAGCACGCCUAGCGCGCUAGCUGGAGACGGAGACGCGGAAGAGGCCGAGGACUUCACCUCCUCCUCCCACUGCUCGGAGCUGUCUCGACGGCAGAACGAGCAGAGGAAGCAGGGUCUGUUUUGCGACGUAACGCUGGCCUUCAGCAGCAGGGCGGCUACCGGGAGCGUCCAGAGCUGCGAGUUUUCAGCCCACAGGUCUGUUCUGGCUGCUGCCACCGAUUAUUUCACCCCGCUGCUGGGAGGACAGUUCUCCGAGUCCCUGUCCGGACGGGUGGAGAUGAAGGAGUGGAGCUCAGAGCUGGGGCCUGACCCGGAGACGGUGGAGAGUGUCAUCCAGUACAUGUACACAGGAGAAAUCCGCGUCAGCACCUGCAACGUGCAUGAAGUACUGGAGCUGGCAGACAGGUUCCUGCUGCUGCAGCUGAAAGAUUUCUGUGGAGAGUUCCUGAAGAAGAAGCUGAGCCUGACCAACUGCGUGGCCGUUCACAGCCUCGCUCACAUGUACACGCUGGACCAGCUGGCUCUACGCGCUGCAGACAUGAUUCGGCGUAACUUCCACAAGGUCAUCCAGGAUGAAGAGUUCUACACACUGCCCUUCCACCUGGUCCGGGACUGGCUGUCGGACGCAGAGAUCACAGUGGAUUCAGAGGAGGUGCUGUUCGAGGCCGUACUGAAGUGGGUGCAAAAGAACCCGGAGGAGCGGAGCCGCUACUUCGAGGAGCUGUUUCGCCUCCUCAGGCUGCCCCAGAUUAUGCCCACCUAUCUGGCCAGGGUGGUUAAAAAUGAACGGCUGGUGGCGUCCAACGAGGUGUGUCUCCGCCUGGUGUCAGACGCAGUAGAGGGCCACGCUAUUCGCUUUGAGAAUCUCAAGUCGUUGGAUAUGGAGUUCUGGUCUUCACACAUGUCCUAUCAGCCACGCUUUGGGCAGAACAUGGACGUCAUCAUGGUGGUGGGUGGUGUUUCCGAGGGAGGGGACUACCUGAGUGAGUGCGUGGGUUACUUCAUUUACGAGGAUCGCUGGGUCAACCUACCUCACAUCCACAAUCACCUGGACGGCCACGCCAUUGCCACCACAGAGUCCCACGUCUAUGUAGCUGGUUCCAUGGAACCGGGCUUUGCUAAGACCGUGGAGCGCUACAACCCAAAUCGCAACACAUGGGAGCAGGUCAGCAACCUGACCACGCGGAAGCACUCGUUCGGCCUAACCUGCAUUAAGGAUAUCUUGUACAGUAUCGGUGGUCAUGGCAACUUCAGUCCGGGUUUCAAAGAUGUGAGUGUGUACGAGCCGGAGCAGGACAAGUGGCACAAUCUGGAAUCGGCUCCCAAGAUCCUGCGGGACGUGAAGGCGGUGAGUGUGGAGGAUCGUUACGUCUACGUCACGGCACGCACGCCUGUCGAUACGGAUAAUGAGGAUGGACUAAAGACGGUGACCACCCGCUUCGACACGGAGAGCCGCCAGUGGCAGGAUGUCGACUCGCUGCCACUCAUCGACAACUACUGCAUCUUCCAAAUGGCGGUGGCGUCGACUAACUUCUACCAUACGGCUUCCUGCUGCCCGAAGAGUUACACGGUGCGGGAUGAGGUUGCCAGGCAGAAAAUCAGUGUUCGAAUCUCAGAUGAGAUCCUGGAGAGCCUGCCCCCAGAGGUCACCAGCAUCGAGGGCGCAGCCAUCUGCUACUUUGACGAGGACGUGUUCAUCAUCGGCGGCUGGAAGAACAGCGACGAUGUGGACAAGCAGUACCGCAAGGAAGCCUAUCGGUACUGCGCCGAGAGGAAGCGCUGGAUGCUGCUGCCGCCCAUGCCACAGCCCCGCUGUCGUGCAACGGCCUGCCACGUGCGCAUUCCCUACCGCUUCCUGUACGGCUAUCAACGGUAUCCCAUGCCCCAGAACCUAGCUCGCCAGAGAGAUCGCAUGCAGCAGAUGCAGCAGCUCCACAGGCGCACGCUCACCCUGCGCCGACAGCUCCAGUCGCAGAUUGAGUGCUGAACAGGUCGUCUUCUGCUCCGUUCACUGAUCAUGCAGCUCUGUCCGAAGAUUUCCCCGCUCAGCGCCAUCUCACCGCAGCCUGUGCGUAUGUAAGCAGCGCGUUGCCCAUGCUGUGGAGUCAAUUCAUCGAAAGCGCGCUGCGUUCUGUUAAUCACUGACUCGUGAAAAGCCAUGAAACACGUGGGCAGGUGUGUACAGCCUGUGGAGGAUGGAUGUAAACAUGUGAAUAAGAGUGUUAUACAGCAGCCAAAAACUACUUUAGCCAUUGAUGUUGAUACAGAUGCUGUUUAUUUGUACGUAUAAAGCUGUAUAUGUGCACAUUUCUACGGAUAUUUUACAUUCCAUUGGUAUGGAUGCCUGUACUGGUGAGAAAAUGUGAUGACAGCAUUCCUAAUGAAGUCUCAUCAUUCCAUUGUAACACUGUGAUAAUCCCUUCAUGGAAAUGUAAUGCUGGUUUAAAAAAAACGUAAACUAUAACCGCACUAUUAAACUCUGCGUGUUCCUUUGUUAGCCUCAGCAUCUCCGUAGACGUUCACGGUGUAAUCCUGUUCUAGACUAGUCAUAAUAACCGCUGUGGCGGGUUUUUGUUCGUGUGGUUUCCUCCGCCGGGUUUCUAAGAGAACGGUUUUCUGAAGCGAUCUAAAUAUUCUGCCACUGCAUUAAACCAGUGACAAUGGCUCGAUCAUUCCUUUGCUUUUUGCACUUUAAGUCUUUGUCGACGCAUUCCUUUUUGAGGAAGGAAAAUGUUUAUAUGAGUGACUGCAGGAGUGCUUAGGAGUCACGUUUGCGCAGGAUUAUCAGCAAAGAGUGGUGGACGUUUUCCUGGAGCUGCACUUUUUAACAUCUUUGAGAAGUCUUAAAGAGGCACGAAGUCGCCGCCGCUGCACUUUGAUUUCACUUAUUUUAUUUGUGUCAUAUCAGACAAGGUGAUUGUAUUUGGGGAAAGGAUUUGUUUGUUGUUUUCUUUUAGAACUCCAGAUUCCAGCAGCUUUGAACAAACGUGUUUUCAGUAUCGGUCGAGUUGUUUCUAUCCUUAACGCCUUGGAAAAACCCUGAUUUAUUGUAUUUCACCUCCAGUGGGAGAUGCGAUAUUGAUUUGUUGUCGGCCAAAUACUCAGAGAUGGAAUGGAAAGGAAUCGUGAUUGCAGGCAAAACAAAAAGAAGAGGGUUGUUGUGAUAUUCAGGGCUUUGCGAGGUUACAGAGCAGAAAUGAUAUUCAUUUCCACUUCAUGACCAACAUGGCACUGCAAAUAUUAACUGAAAUAAGCUAUGUGUUUGCUUUGCAUGUGGUAGUCGGACAUUUUGUCCUUAUAAUGGAUGUAUGAAAUAAUAAACUCAUUUGCAAAUAAAGAUGUUUUGUAAAAUAA